GAGGAAAGUUGGUGCUGGGCAUGUCCAUGGCAGCUCCAGCGGCUGGGGCCUGCAGGGAGGAGCCGAUUUGCGGUGAGCAGGAGCUGGGGAAACGGAAGCUAUCGGCCGGGGAGAGGCCUGACGCCGGGAAGAGGCUAAAGGAGGAUCCCGGGGGAGAAGUGAAUCAGAAACCCCCCAAGAGGAAGGUGGUGCUGCUGCUGUCCUACUCUGGGAAAGGCUACCAUGGCAUGCAGAGAAAUGUUGGAUCAUCCCAGUUUAAAACGAUUGAGGAUGAGUUGGUGAAGGCACUUGUAAAGGCCAAAUGUAUCCCAGAGAACCACGGUGAUGAUAUGAGGAAGAUGUCCUUCCAGAGAUGUGCACGGACAGACAAGGGUGUUUCUGCUGCUGGUCAAAUUGUCUCUCUGAAACUCUGGCUCAUCGAAGACCUGUUGGAUAAGGUCAAUGCACACCUACCAGCAGGCAUUAAAAUACUAGGACUGAAGAGAGUAACUGGGAGAUUCAACUCAAAGAAUACCUGUGAUGCUCGGACCUAUUUCUAUAUGCUGCCAACCUUCUCCUUUGCCCACAAAGACUACGAUAGGCAGAAUAUAGAGUACCGUCUCAGCAGUGACACACUGAGCCAUGUCAACAGGCUAUUGGCCAGCUACAAAGGGACCCACAAUUUCCACAACUUCACGUCCGGGAAGGGUCCGAGAGACCCCAGCGCUAAGCGAUACAUAAUGGAAAUGUAUUGUGAAGAGCCAUUUGUGAGGCAAGGCAUGGAAUUUGCUGUCCUGAAGGUGAAAGGACAAAGUUUCAUGAUGCAUCAAAUUAGGAAAAUGAUUGGAUUAGUGAUCGCCAUAGUGAGAGGUUAUGCCCCAGAGUCCAUCAUGGUCCGGAGCUGGGGUGAGGAAAAGGUUGAUGUCCCAAAGGCUCCCGGACUGGGGCUUGUAUUGGACACGGUCCAUUUUGAGAAGUACAACAACCGUUUUGGCAACGAUGGAGUUCACCAGGCACUAGAGUGGCAAGACAUUGAGGACCAAAUCAUGGGAUUUAAAGAAGAUCAUAUCUAUCCAACCAUCAUCCAGACUGAAAUUGAGGAGCAGUCCAUGGCCAACUGGCUGAGUACGUUACCAAUCCAUGAUUUCAGUGCCACAGCAUCAGGAGUUCAGAUUAAUCAGAAUCACAUCAAGAAGGUGACUGAAGAUUUGGAUGAAGGCAGCGAUGGAGGUGACUCUGACUGAGCUGGUGGUAAAGUUUGGACAUGCGAGUAACAGUUCCACAGCCAACUGGUGGGAGCAGAGACCGGAGGGAACAGAGCAAUCGUUGGAAAUCUCUCCUUGCAGUGUUUGUGCGAGGCGCUUGAAUAGGCUACUCUACAAAACGAGAAGGGCCCAAGAUGAGUUUUCUGUUUAAAUUUCACUCUCUAUUGAGAUGAUUUAACUUUGUGACAUACCCUUGAUUUUGUUUAUAAUUAUUGCUCAGUUGGCAGUUUAAAGGAGCAAUAAUAUUUGGAGGAGUUUGUUUCCAGUUUAAAUCCAUUACACAUUGCAGGGGUGAGUAAGGGACAGGAGAUGCACAGAAUGGAUACAGUGCAGGUGGUCAUUUGGCCUGAUGUAAUUAAUUCUGAAAGGAAUAGUCAGUUAGUUCCAGCUCCCUACUUUUAACACUGCAAACUUUACACCUGUAAUUUUAAUCAAAUUAUUUUAGAAAAUUGCUACUGAGUCUUCAUGUGACAAUUUCAACAGACUGCGAGAAUAGCCAAAUUAAGGGGACAUCUUUCGAACUUUACUGUUACUCAGAUAAUCAUGUCUUAUGUUGAUGUUACUUUCAUGCAUUGAUAGAAUAUUGGAUCUGAGAAUCAUAGCUUCAACACACGAACACAGUCAAAGCUUUAUUGUAUCUGAACUUCAGGAUUGUGUCGCUGCGCGGCAUUUAAGCUGAUGUGUUUAUUUCAAAAUAAUAAAAGUGAAAGACGUUCACCCAAAA
Chiloscyllium plagiosum (whitespotted bambooshark) is the source of this 1968-nucleotide messenger RNA. The record is from RefSeq and is a predicted model, not a curated record. Lineage: Eukaryota; Metazoa; Chordata; Chondrichthyes; Orectolobiformes; Hemiscylliidae.